GGUGUGUGCGGGGCCGGGAGCGCGACUUGCCCGACACCUCUGUGCCCCUGAGCGGGGCAGCGGCUCGGGUGCAGUCCCUGUGUGUCUGCAAAGAGCUGUGAGCCAGAACGGAAAGAGGUACAAACCGGGCCUGCAGUGCUUUCCUAGAUCGCUUGGAGCCAAGUAAACACCGCGCGAAGGGUGAAAUCGGUGCUUUGAGGAAGUUACUGAAAUCAUGAAUCCUGUGUAUAGCCCUGGAUCUUCUGGGGUUCCCUAUGCAAAUGCCAAAGGAAUUGGUUAUCCAGCUGGCUUCCCAAUGGGCUAUGCAGCAGCUGCUCCUGCCUAUUCCCCUAACAUGUAUCCUGGAGCAAAUCCUACCUUCCAAACAGGUUAUACACCAGGUACCCCGUACAAAGUCUCCUGUUCACCCACCAGUGGAGCAGUGCCACCGUAUUCCUCGUCACCGAAUCCCUACCAGACUGCUGUGUACCCAGUCAGAAGUGCCUACCCACAGCAGAAUCCAUAUGCACAGCAAGGCACUUACUACACACAGCCUUUAUAUGCAGCACCACCCCACGUAAUUCACCACACCACAGUCGUGCAGCCCAAUGGAAUGCCAGCAACCAUGUAUCCUGCUCCGAUCCCCCCACCCCGAGGGAACGGGGUGACCAUGGGCAUGGUGGCUGGGACGACUAUGGCAAUGUCAGCAGGUACUUUGUUGACAACUCAUUCCCCAACUCCAGUAGCCCCUCAUCCAGUUACUAUGCCCACGUAUCGGGCUCCAGGAACACCAACCUAUAGUUAUGUGCCCCCGCAGUGGUGAUCAUCCUGGCAGUCAGUGUUUGAAGAUGGGAGAUAUGCAAUCAAGAAAUUGAGGUUUAAAAGUUGGUGCUGAAGCCCUCAUGCCUCCAACCAGGACUUUCCUUCUGAAUGCUUUCAACACUUGGCUAAACACUACUAAUUCCUGAUCACUGAAGAUUUUCCAGUGCUGCAUAUCUUACAUCUUGGAACUCCAGCAGUUAGUCUUAAAGCAAAUCCUGUUUUGUGGACUGUCUUGCAAUUUUUUAGCUAAUUAUAACGAUAAAAAGGGAGUAUAAAUUUAUUCUGAUCCAUAUCUAGUUGAAUGCAUGUUAAAACACAAAAACAAAGCUUGCUCAAUCUACCUGCAGUGACUGAUGCAAAAACCAUCAUAUGCAAAUCCAAAGGAACCGAAAAGUAUUUUACAACUUGUAUCACUAAUGCACUGUUGUAAUGUAUGCGGGGUCUGAAAAGGUAGAAUCAUGAAAGUGAGUUUCUUUCUGGAAUACCAUAACAUACAUUAGAUAAGUGCUUCAGCCUUUUUCAGGUUGAUGGAGUUGCCGGUUUAAAAGGGGCAUAUUUUUAUUUAAGUGAUGUGUUCUUUUCGAAUUCAGCUACUAAAUUGGAGUGACUGGAAAAUGAGUCAGACAAGCUGUAGAAAUCCCGCACACAAUUAGUUUACUUCAUACCUUUUCAUUUUCAUGAUAUGAAUUCAGUGUUAUACAGAUGUUCUUAGGAUCAGAAUGAAAUGACAGAGGUAAUGCUGUGUGUGCCAGUAAAUAAGGCAAACUUCCUUGAGGCAAAACUGGCUCUUAGGAAUAGCAGGAGGUGAUAUCACCUGCAUAAAGAAUUGCAUGUCCUGGGGAGAUUUCUGUCCAGUACUAUCUUUCAUACGAUGCAAGAUGUGUCAAAGUGAGACUGCCACACAGAUUGAUAGAAAACACUUUCUUUUAGUUCUCAGUUGAGGAAAUCCGUGCUGUUUUUCCUAAAGAAUGUUGUAGUCAGUUGAAAAUGUAUGUGCAGCUGAUCCAGCUUGCUUUCUGGAAACUUAAGAAGUGCGAGGGCUUUCUGCAGCAAACAGUUCAGCUGCAUGUUACUCUGAGGAAAGCUUGUGUGCCUGAUGAGUAUGUUAAAGGGGAACAAAUCAUUUUAACGCAAUUUCCUUAUUAGCUACUUGCAGUAUGGACUAUGGAUACUCUGUAGUAGGGCUGCCAGAGGUUUCAAAAAGCAGUUCUUUUUUUUUUUUCUGGAAGUAUUCGUAAUUGAAAUAGGAGCCACAUGUUGGUUACAGCAUUUUUACGUGUUUUCUUAGUAUUUUUUUUUUACUUCCUAAAUUGCACUUGGAAGCACGUAAAAUAAGACUGAACUGCAGAUUAGCAUUUCAUUGCAGUGAGUCAUUUGUGAUAUUCUUUCUUGCAACUUCAAUUUUUAAAGUACCUCAAAGCAAAUGCUGUGGGCAUAAAGGGCUAGCCUUGGAACCCAUUUGUAUACCAAAAUUGUUAUGGGAGAGAUUUUAAAUUUUUAAAUUUGAAUAUUGCACAUUAAAAUCGAGGUUUUUCUUAAACCUGCUUGACUUACAAUUCCAGAAAGAUGUAAUUUUCUUUUUUUUUCUUUUUUUGAUACAUUCUGCCUGCUAUAAAUUAUGCAGUAAAUGGUUAUAAAAUGUUGUUCCCUUUUAAGUAUUUACACCGAGGUAUAUCAGGCUGUAUUGUUCCCUUAGGUAAACUUCCAUUCAGAAUUAAAUUUUUUGAAGUUGUGUAUCUAGUUACGCUUUGUUUUGGGGUGUUCUGCUCCUGCACAGAUUUGGCAGCUGCUUCGGGGCAGCAUCAGUGCUGAUUUAGUGCUGCCAUCCCAGUACUCUGCCCUGGUGGGAGGCUUGUGUACCUUCAUACCCCAUUGGUGGUUAGAGCCUUCAGUAACUUUAUUUUUUACAGUAAGCACUCUCUAUAUUUUGUACCCCCCCUUUUUUUUUUUUAAUAAAGUUUAGGUUUAUUUUGCAUGAAUCACUGUCAGUGGAUGGCCCCCUUAUUUCUAAUGCCUUGAACAUAACUAUGUUGUUAGAAUAAGUACUUAAAACCUUAUUCGUGAGCACUUACUGCAGCUUAGGGAUUUCCAUAUGUUUUUUAUAUGGAGCAGAAAAUUACCCAAGACAAACUUAGUUGAAUCUGUAGUGCUUUGUUCAAGUCUGUUUAACAAUUCCAUUUAUGUAGUAGUGUGCAACUUUGAUUAGUGAGGUGUGGCAGAGCACAAUGAGCAUUAACACAGGGCACUUGUCCUGAGCGUGGUUUUAACCAGGAGCUGAGGUCUGGAGCAGGGCUGUGUUGGGGAGGAGCUGGGAAGGCCAAGCUGAAAGCUUUGCUGUCUCCCGUCUCAUCACCAUAAACUGAAGCUUUGAAAAUCAUAGGAGAGAACUUCCAUGAAUGCUGCAAUAGAGAAAUAGUUGAGAAAUGAAUAUAACUUCCUGUAUAUUUGCUCUAACUUCAGAUUCCUAAAUGUCACCUUGGAAUUGGUCUCCAUAUAGUAUUCCAUAACAUUUAGGCAGUCUCACUUACUUGAGCACUUUUUUUUCUAAGUUGCAUUAUGGGAUUCAUCCAGGAGGGAGAAACUGUACCUUUUCCAAAGGUACUACACCUUCCAGUUCUGAGCGAUUCUGAUCUGCUGGGAGGCUGGAGCGUGUCUCCAGGAGUUGUUAUGAAAAGUAACCAAAAGCACAGUGCAGGGGGACGGGGGAAUAUGUGUAUAUAUAACUAUCUUAAUGGUAUUUUGUUGCAAAUAGUAGAAAGCAUGGAUAUAAAACUGCAGCAGGGGAAACUGUACAUCAUUAAAUAGGCGUUUACACAGUGAGGGUCUUACGAAACAUUCUCUCCUGCUUUUUAUAUAACAUUCCCUAUUUAGAAUUCCUUUAUAAAUGAAUACGCAGUAUGUGUUUGCACAAGAGCUCCUCAGCAAGUGAAAAGAGCUAGUGCAGUAGAGACAUUUCAGAUCAAGCUUCUCUUUAAAAAAAAAAACAAAAAAAAACAAAAAAAACACACAAAAAAACUUUUAUGGCAGCUUUAUAUAAUUAAAAAAAAAAAGUACUACUAUAAACCUGGAACUGAAAAUAACUUGCAGCAAUAACAAAGAGAAGUCCAAGAAAGAUUUUUCUUUUUUUUUGGUUAAAAUUCAAAUUUCAAGUGUCGAGUUCAGAUAAAGUAUUUUUAAAAAACUGAGGUAUUCCCUAUGUCAGUAACAGCUGAUGAAAAUGUCUUUUAAAUGUAGCAGCAGCAAAAUAAAAGUGGCUAAUAAUUGGCACCAAAAACAUGUAGCCCUAGUCAGUGGCAUGGUGGUUAACUAAACACUAGGAAGGAAAAGAGAGAACCUACUAUUAGAUGUUGCUUAUGCUUGUUGUAACCAUCUCCUGUUUGAAGUUUCUAGGAGACAUGCAGGAAUGCUGUUCAAGAAAGCUUCUUUUUGAGUGUACUAUGCAAGUUAAAUGCUUAGAUGCAGUGGUAGACAAAAAAAGUCCUUUAUUUUAGUUGAAGUUCUUCCUCGUAUUACUUCAUCCACUGAAAAAAACAAACAAACAAAAACCAGAACCAAACCACCACCUGUCAGUACCACCGUGUCUUAGUGUUGUCAGAAAAUAGCUGAUGGUGCAGAGCUGUAUACCAGGGUACUCAGCAUUGACUGCUCUCCAGGGAGCGUUCUGGCUUCACUGCUCCUUGGGUAGUAAGGCAAGAGAUGGUCAGGAUUGUCUUGGAAUCACUCCCCAGUGCUUCAGCACAGUAUUACACACUUGUUCAUUUGGGUUUUGCUUGAAUAGGUGAGCACAGCAAUCCAAUACCACCACCUAAGUAGGCUUAAACUCAUCCCAGGAGUAGUAACUACCGUGUGUGUGAAACCUUCCAUCGUAGGAUCGUGAGCGAUAGUGAUGCUUCAGCUGGAGCUGGAGGGAAAGGACGGACGCGGGGGCUGUGCCUGGCCUGUGGUGCCCGGGCUGUGGUCUGUGCCUGGCCUGUGGUGCCGGGGCUGUGGUCUGUGCCUGGCCUGUGGUGCCCGGGCUGUGGUCUGUGUCUGUGCCUGUGGUGCCCGGGUGCGGUCUGUGCCUGGCCUGUGGUGCCCGGGCUGUGGUCUGUGUCUGUGCCUGUGGUGCCCGGGUGCGGUCUGUGCCUGGCCUGUGGUGCCCGGGCUGUGGUCUGUGUCUGUGCCUGGGCUGUGGUGCCCGGGUGCGGUCUGUGCCUGGCCUGUGGUGCCGGGGCUGUGGUCUGUGCCUGGGCUGUGGUGCCCGGGUGCGGUCUGUGCCGUGUUCAUGGCAGACAGGCCCAGUCAGCCCAGGCCUCUCCAGCAGGUGUCAGGCGGGAGCCCCAGCCCCGUGUCCCGGCGGUUGUGAACGCUGGAACAGACGCGGCGAGUUCAGCUCAUUCACAUUGUUCUCAUUACUAAGUGUCAGCUUUCUAAUCCUGUAUCGUGUCAGCUCGAAGGGUCGUGCAGAGCCCUCAGACGUGAGGAGGUGCAGUGCUGCUUAGCAGGAGCUCCUGCAGCAGGGAAGGGCAGUUUGUGCAUCAGGGCUCGCCAAGAGCCGAGUUGGUUCUGAGCUCUGCUCCGAAGGAGCGAGGCCUCGGCAGGCUGUGCACCUCUGUCAGGGGUGCUGAGGGGGAAUAAGGGCUGGUUUGUAGACUGAAGAGAGGGAAAAGGAACAGUGCUUAUCUGGGGACAAGGAAACCUUUUCUUGUGUGGGUUGCAUAUAACACUGAAACAUCUGAAUUUCAUGCGUAGUAAGGGUCCAUUUGUGAUUUGUAAAAUUUAUGGGCUCUGAAGUUUAAACAUCAAGAAAGUGAACAUGACUUUUCUAAACUGGUUGUGACUUUUGGGCACUUAGCAGGCAAACUGGGAAAGCUUUUUUAGCUGGCUGCUGUACAGAUUUGUUUUAAGUAGAAGGGAUUUGUUAGUGGGUUUUUUUUAAUUGUAAUGCUAUUAUUGGCUGCCCUCCUGUCCAAGAUUUAAAAAAGUGAGUGCAUGCAAUGGAAGUACAAGAGGCCCCAGUAAUAGUUCUCCAUGUUUGUUAUGAAAUAGACACAGGUUUCCUUUUUAUGACUUUUUUUAAAACUGUCUUAGGAACAGUUGUAUUGGUACUUUUUUUUUAAGUUUAGGUCAAUGUUGUCUUCCAGAAUAAGUUUUAAGGCAUCACUCACUCCUGCAUUGAACUAUUGCAUCAACACAAAGAGUGGAGAUUCCAUUCUGAGCCAGUUCAAUUGUGAAAAUUCAUACUUUUUUUAUUUUUUAUGCAAUUCAAUGAGUAGAUGAGCUCAGAUUUAAAUUCUUAAAAGCACGUUUAUUGUAACAAGAAUUGUUAUGUAUUAAUACUUCAGUUUUCAAUAAAGAUUGACUUGUGUUGCUUA
This is a messenger RNA of Pipra filicauda (Wire-tailed manakin), 6155 nucleotides long. It is a transcript of the gene FAM168B, whose product is annotated as family with sequence similarity 168 member B. The record is from RefSeq and is a predicted model, not a curated record. The coding region runs from base 215 to 802 and encodes 195 amino acids. The transcript has 7 exons. NCBI's taxonomy places the organism in Eukaryota, Metazoa, Chordata, Aves, Passeriformes, Pipridae.